Bursaphelenchus okinawaensis is the source of this 2557-nucleotide messenger RNA. The record is from the annotation of a GenBank genome assembly. Lineage: Eukaryota; Metazoa; Nematoda; Chromadorea; Rhabditida; Aphelenchoididae.
AUGCUGGAUAUUGAUGUGAUGGUUGAUCCGUUGUAUGAAAUGGUGCCGAGCCCGGUCAUCGGCUGCACGAUUCUCGUCUUGUACUUGCUUAUUCGCUUUCUCAGAGUAUUCUCACAUCCAGACAGACCUCGAGUCUACACGAAAGAAGUUGAGGACUCGAAGAAACCCACCAUCUAUCAGGUUCUGAAGAAUUGCAAAAUUCUCGAUGAAAAGUAAGUCGAUUUAUGUGUGGCAUAGACUUGAGAUGGCACGUUUUUGCUGGUAAGAAUUUUAAGGAGUCAAUGAUAAGGAUGGUGAACGUAAAAAGGCAAUGACUUUUUUUACAGACUUUAAAAUGAUAAGAACUUUCUUUACAAUGUAUAAAAUGGCAAGAACUUUCUUUACAAUGUAUAAAAUUCCAAGAACUUUCUUUACAAUGUAUAAAAUGGCAAGAACUUUCUUUACAAGGUGUAAAAUGGCAAUAAAUUCCUUUACAGAAAUGAAAAUUUUAUUUAUCGUAUAACUUGUCACUCGCAGCCUGCAAAACCUCAUUUUAUUUAUUUUACGCAGAAAUGGCAAAAACUUUUCUUACAAAACAUAAAAUGACAAUAACUUUCUUUACAAAGCUUAAAAUGGCAAGAACAUUGCUUAGAAAACCAAAAAUGGCAAUAACUGUGCUUACAAAACAUAAAAUGACAAUAACUUUCUUUCCAGGACGCAAAUUUACAAAAAGUACAAAAUUUUUAAUUUUCAGAUACAAUCCCCCAGCCCUAUGGGGUCGAAAUGGACAUCUUCAAACCGCGGUCUACGGUGUUCUCGGUCACUCUACACUGAAACGCAGCUUCGACAAGCGUCACACACUGAAACUGACUGACGGCACUACAGUAACUUUUGACGUGUUCGAGCCAACAAAACCACAUCCAUCGGGUCAAGACUACACAAUGGCGUUAUGUCCAGGAAUCUGCAAUCAUUCGGAGAGCAACUACAUCAGGACGUGUGUUCACAAUGCUCAAGAGAAUGGUUACAGAUGCGCCGUGCUGAAUCAUCUGGGAGCACUGGCUAACAUACCGGUCACUUCGCCGAGACUGUUUUCUUAUGGUAGGUUUGGAGGGGUCUUCACAGUAUUUUUGUUCGAUUAUGGGGGGGGAAGGAAGGGCGUUUUUUAACGGGUUGGUUUUAUUACAGUAAGCUAGGGGAUUCUUUGAGCAUAUUUAAUGUUGGGUGUGGUAACUUUAUUUUUUUGAGAGAUGGAGGGGGGGGGGUUAAAACGGAAAAAGAAUUUUUAGGGGGAUGGCAUGGAAGAUUAAGUUUACCUUUUAAAGUUUAUUUAUGAAUGCCGGGGGAUUGAUUUAAAAAGUUUUUAGGGGUCGGUUUUUUGAAUUUUUAAAAAAGUUAGGAGGGGUUAUUUGUACACUUUAGCAAAAAAUGAAAACAAUUAGUUAAGGGCGGAUGAUUUUUUUACCUCCGCCCUCCCUCCUUUCGUCCAAAUUUUAAUUUUCUUUACUAUAUGCAUAACAAUAUGUUAGGCAUGAUAUACUUAUCAAUUAAAAAAUUUUUAUUUUCAGGAAACACAGCCGAACUGAUGGCAAUGAUGGAAACCCUGGGCGAAGUCUAUCCCCAAACCAGGUUUAUCCAAAUUGGCUUUAGCAUGGGCGCCAACAUCACCACUCUAUAUCUACACAGAACUUCAGAAGAGCUUCGUAAACGCACGGUAGUCGGCCUAUCAGUAUGCCAAGGAUACGAUGCUGAUAAGAGUGGUCAUCUGUUUCAUGAUUGGGAAUGUGGCCGAAGAGUUUACAAUUACAUCAUUACCGAGAAUGUAAAACGAUUACUGAGAAGGAACUUUGACGCUGUUGUUGCUCCACACGUCAAGACUGGAGUUGUGGAUGAACAGAGGUUGUUCUCGGCUACUUCUGUGCUAGGAUUGGAUGAGCAUUACACUAGGAGGAUAUUGGUGGGUAACUUUUUUACUUGGCUUAAAAUGGCAAACACUUUCUUUACAAGGUAUAAAAUGGCAAUAACUUUCUUUACAAAGCAUAAAAUGGCAAUAACUUUCUUUAAAAAACAUAAAAUCGCAAGAACUUUCUUUACAAAACAAAAUAGCAAGAACUUUUCAUACAAAACACAAAAUGUCAAGAACUUUCUUUACAAAGCAUAAAAUGGCAAGAACUUUAUGUACAAUAUCAAAAAUGGCAGGAACUUUCUUUACAAAACAAAAUUUUCAAAGUUUUUAAAAAGUUUAGUUUAGUCCACUCAAUAAACUCAUUUUCAGGGCUACAACUCGGUGGAAGAAAUGUACAAAGACGCGUCAUCGUUUCACAAAAUUCCAAAAAUUCGAAUUCCAACGGUUUUUAUAAACUCGGCCGACGACCCCCUCUUCCCUCAACAACUAUGGGGACCGGUCAGGGAGGUGUGUUCUCAAAGCGACAAACACGCUUUUGUACUCAUGAAGCACGGUGGACAUCUGGGCUUUCUCGAGGGCUGGUCCAUGAAGCCAUCGUCAGUGACGUGGCUCGACAAAUUCAUCGUGGAACUUGCGAAUUCAGCUACGGGUUUACUGGAUUCUGAACAGAAUUGA